This is a messenger RNA of Mangifera indica (mango), 1316 nucleotides long. RefSeq names its product transcription factor MYB60-like. The transcript is spliced from 3 exons. The record is from RefSeq and is a predicted model, not a curated record. NCBI's taxonomy places the organism in Eukaryota, Viridiplantae, Streptophyta, Magnoliopsida, Sapindales, Anacardiaceae. Gene Ontology annotation, biological process: response to auxin. Bases 100 to 1149 code for a protein of 349 amino acids.
UUUAAUGCAUUUAAAACUAAGCUUAAGUAAAUCAGUGAGGUAAAGUAAAUGAGUGUAAAAAAUUUUGUCAUCCUUUUCUUCUAAACUUUCCCUGUAUAUAUGUCACUGUUUCAAAGCUCCAUAUAUGCCCAAGACCACUUAACAAAUUCGGGUGAGAUAAAAAGGAGAUUUCAUCAUCCUUCAACCAUGGGAAGACCUCCUUGCUGUGAUAAAGUUGGCAUCAAGAAAGGUCCUUGGACUCCUGAGGAAGACAUCAUCCUUGUUUCUUAUAUUCAAGAACAUGGCCCUGGAAAUUGGAGAUCAGUCCCCACUAACACUGGUUUGUUGAGAUGCAGCAAAAGUUGCAGGCUUAGAUGGACUAAUUACCUUAGACCUGGAAUCAAGAGAGGAAAUUUUACUGCUCAUGAAGAAGGAAUGAUUAUUCAUCUGCAAGCUUUAUUGGGUAACAAAUGGGCAGCCAUAGCUUCAUAUCUUCCACAGAGAACUGACAAUGAUAUAAAGAACUAUUGGAACACUCACCUGAAGAAGAAGCUGAAGAAGUUUCAAUCGUCUUUGGAACCACAAAUGGCGGCAGAUAAUUCAAGUACUAGCACUCAUCAGUUGGCAUCGAAUAGUUUCGAUAAGAGGAGUCUAGAUUUCACCAACGAUGAAUCCUCCAGUCUUACCACUACCAUUAAUCAAGGUUUCUCAUAUGCAUCGAGCACCGAGAAUAUUUCUCGUCUUCUCGAAGGAUGGAUGAGAUCCUCCUCGAAAAACAACAACAACAAUAACUGCAACAACAUCAUCGAAAACAACGAUAAUCUUGACAAUUCAGUAACGAUGACUUCUCUUCAUUGCUAUGGUCUGAAAGAGGAGAAACAAGGAGGUGAUUUGAUUUCUAAUAAAGAGUUUGUAUCAAUUUCAUCAUUUGAAAAUUUGAACUAUGUGGGAUGGGAUAAGUCUACAAGUGAUCAUCAGUCCACCACAAAAGGAAGUCCAAAUGAAGAGAAGGUUAACAUCACAGCAAUGAUGCCUUCAGAGAGGAAGCUGCAAAGAUCCGAAAAUUCUACACCUCCAUUAUCAUUUCUUGAGAAAUGGCUUUUGGAUGAAUCAACUGGUCAAGUAGAGGAGAUUAAUCAGAUUAUGGAACUCUCUGAUCCAAUAUUCUGAUUAAAAAAUGUCAAUUGUUUUUUUUUUUUCCCUCAAUUUCUAUUGGUCUUGCUUUGUUUUAGUUUGAGUUUUAAAUCCAUGGAUGACAAAAGAGGUUAAGGGAUUCUGAAAAGUUGGAAUCUCUUGGUAACAAAAUAAAAUAAAUCCUAGUAUUUCAAUUGGAAGCA